UGGGCGGAUCGCGGCGUAGUUGAUGCGCCGUUUCCUCCUAGGCGCUCUUCUUGUUUCUAAGCCCUCGCCCUCGAGUGUCUCCUCGGCUAACACGCGUUUUCCUUUAAUAGGUCCAGCGGAGCCAGUCAGCCUGCAGAGAAGAGCCGGCGCAGCCUUGAUAAAGGCGCCUUUCGGGACACCCGCGGUACCAGUGUGCGAAACUCGUCCCUGCAGACGCGACUGAACCUACCAGACGGGCGUCAUGAAUGCUUCGGCGUUGAGCGCGCUUCUCCUGCUGCUCGUCCUGCGGGCGGCGGCGGACUGCGUCUUCCGUGGCCACUGCGCCAACGACGAAGACACGGACAAGGCUAUUCCGUGCGCGGUGCGGCAGAAACCCGCGCCCAUAACCGACGAUUCUGCGUGGAGGCUCUUCUCCGACGUUUGCCCACAGCUGGCCGCCGAGGUGAAGGUCGACCGCGCCGUGUGCUGCGAAAUGUCCCAGGUGCAAGAUCUCGCCCGCGAGCUCGAGCAGCCCGCGCGACUCGGCAUGACCAAGUGCCCCGCCUGCAUGCUCAACUUCAAGGACUUGAUGUGCCGUAUGACGUGUUCCCCGAAGCAGUCGCAGUUCCUGGCGGUCAACGCCACGGCCAAGGCUGGCUCCGGCCCCCACGUCGCUGAAAUGGUGUACGCUCUGCGGCCCGAUUACGCGCACGGCGUCUACAACUCGUGCAAGGAUGUGCGCAGUGUUGUGCUCGGUAUCAAACUCAUGACGCUCAUGUGCGGUGGCCGCGUUAUUGGCUGCUCGCCUCAAAAGUGGCUCGAUUUCCUUGGUUCUACAUCGGCCGAGGGCGGCUACUCGCCCUUCAAGAUUCACCAUGUCAUUACCGAGCAACCGGUGGCUCCCUUCGGCCAGCCUUUGACGCCCCUCGGGGCUCCGUUCCUGAUGCCUUGCUAAAAAUUGACUUUUCAUGUACACCACUCGAUUUUAUAAUGUAAAAAUAAACAACUUCAGAGCUUC
Messenger RNA from Rhipicephalus microplus (southern cattle tick), 997 nucleotides. RefSeq names its product NPC intracellular cholesterol transporter 1. Lineage: Eukaryota; Metazoa; Arthropoda; Arachnida; Ixodida; Ixodidae. Gene Ontology annotation, molecular function: cholesterol binding. Gene Ontology annotation, biological process: intestinal cholesterol absorption; cholesterol homeostasis; sterol transport. Gene Ontology annotation, cellular component: plasma membrane. The record is from RefSeq and is a predicted model, not a curated record.